AUGCAAACCUCAAAUCCAGACUUUUACUUCCAAUCCGACGCUGCCAACGCCAAUCGUGCGCGCAAGGCGGCCAAGUCGGGCAAUAAGAAUGGCAACCCCAUAUCUAUGAAGUCCAAGCUCUUGGCGGCUAUCUCAGACCCUGCUGACCCCAACGGCUCAAUACUCGUCGCCGAGUCUGCGGGCUUUUGCAGAAGGGUCAAUCUCGAAUCUACAGAAACAAAGACCACCUACAGGGGCCCCAAGGCGCCCGUGACGUGCCUGGCUAUCGGUGGCGCUGACAACAAGACGCUCUACGCCGGCUGCUGGGACAAGGACGUCUGGUCGUGGGACCUCGACACCGCGCAACCGCGGCGCAAGUUCAGCGGCCACAGCGACUUUGUCAAGACAGUCAUCUGCGGCACGCUCUCCGGCAAGCCCGUCGUCUUCAGCGGCGCCGCCGACAAGAAGAUUAUGGUGUGGGACGCCGAGAGCGGCCGUCGGAUGCACACGCUGCAGGACCCGGCGACCACGAUGCUCGCGGUGCAGCACCUGGCGCUCGACCCGGUCCUCGGCGCGCCCGACACGCUCGUUCUCGUCAGCGCCAGCAGCGACCCCAGCAUCCGCCGGUGGCGCGUCAGCCUCACGGUCGCCGAGCAGCUCCCCGAGGCGUACCACGGACAGCCGGACGCGGAGCGGCUGACGGUGCAGGAGCACGAGACGAGCGUGUACCGGCUCUUCUUCGACGCUGAAGACGAGGACGCGGACCUGUGGACGGCCAGCGCGGACGGCACGGCCAAGUGCCUGGCGCGGACGCGAAGCUUCGAGGCGGAGGAGUCGCUCGAGCACGGCGACUACGUGCGCGCCGUGGUGGUGACGCGGCGGUGGGCGGUGACGGCCGGGCGCGACGAGGAUGUGAAAGUCUGGGACCGCGCGAUGGGGAGGCUGUAUGCGGCGCUGCCGGGCCACUUUGAGGAGAUUACGGACCUGGUGCUGCUGGCGGAGGGCGCGGGCAGGGAGCCGACGCGGGUGUGCAGCGUGAGCAUCGACGGGACGAUCCGCACGUGGCCGCUCGCGCUGGACGCGCUGGACGAGACGGUCCGCAAGAUCAAGGAGGACGCGGAGAAGGCGGCCGCGGGCAAGACGGAGGAGAAGGAGGAGGAGGUCAAGGGGGAGGCAGGCAUGCUGACCGCGGAGGAGGAGGCGGAGCUCGCGGAGCUGAUGGAUGAUUAA
Cordyceps fumosorosea ARSEF 2679 is the source of this 1209-nucleotide messenger RNA. Its product is annotated as WD repeat-containing protein. The record is from RefSeq and is a predicted model, not a curated record. The transcript is spliced from 3 exons. Gene Ontology annotation, biological process: negative regulation of transcription by RNA polymerase II. The coding region runs from base 1 to 1209 and encodes 402 amino acids. Gene Ontology annotation, molecular function: protein binding. Gene Ontology annotation, cellular component: nucleus; transcription repressor complex. NCBI's taxonomy places the organism in Eukaryota, Fungi, Ascomycota, Sordariomycetes, Hypocreales, Cordycipitaceae.